Molecule: messenger RNA, 1569 nt
Organism: Fulvia fulva
Lineage: Eukaryota; Fungi; Ascomycota; Dothideomycetes; Mycosphaerellales; Mycosphaerellaceae
Exons: 3
Coding region: 1-1569 (522 amino acids)
Source: RefSeq, a predicted model, not a curated record
AUGGCAGCAUCACCUCCUGGCAUCACCGCAAAGGAAACCGACGACCGGAGCCUAGCUACUGCCACGACCGAGUCAGAUUUAGAUGCCCUUGUGGGCUACAAAUUCCCUCAUGCAUGCAAAGAAAUCUCAGCAUGUCGUAUCUGUCGAGACAACUUCCGCGAUACAGCUUGCUACGCGAGUUUGCGAGCGACUGGAAAUGCACCAUUAAUUGCAAGAUUUUUAACGUACACACAGACGCUGUCCAAAGAUGAAGGCCGCUCUGUCAUCGCAGCGUCCAGGACUGGCAUUGAUGGCAGAUACAGGAACAUCUGUAACGAGGUCUCCACCAAGGGCGACAAGAUCAUGGCUCGUUGGUCCAGAUUCAAUGCUGCUCGGCGCUCCACAGUGCUACGAGCAGCACUACCCGACAACUUUCCGGACGACAAGUGGGCGCAUCUGUGUGCUUACUUCACGCGCGGCCCGCAAUCUCCUGUCUCCAUGCGAGACAAACAUCGUCACAAGUUCUUGCUGCCGUUCUUGGAUCUGAAAGAUAUGGCCAGCGAUCCUGCGAAGCUGCUGCAGCUGCUCGAAAUGCGGACGCAGUAUCCACCAGCCCAGCAUGCAUGGAACGAUCACCAGACAACAGCUUUCGGACGCAAUAGUGGCAUGCUCGCUAUGCGGAUGUCAGAUGUCAUGAUCUCGACACAGCAGGCGUCAUAUGGUCAAAGUGUUGGGUUCGAACACGAAGCGUUCCAUAGAUGGGAGACCAUCGGCUUUCCGACAGCUGAGAUACUCUUUGAGGCGCAACAACACCUCUAUGAUUUCCUCGCAAAGGUUACGGCAGGCAUCCUCAAAGGAGCUACUGGUCCGGCCACAGGCUGCACAGCAUGGCUUACAGCUGCCGCUGGUGCAUUUGCUAGCUAUGCGUCAAGAAACGGCCAAGACGAUGUCGGAUUGUUCUAUGUGCCUGUCCAGCAUUUCAAGCCGCUGCCUACGUUCGACAUUCAACAUAUUGUACCCGCUUACGAUACCGUUGCCAGCAUUGUUCAAGCGCAGUACUGCUCGCAGCAGGAUGAUAACAACAAAUGGGCAGCGGCAGCUCACGAGCUGACUCAGCCAUUGGUAGAAAGAGCCAAGGUGUGGGACACGAUUGAGGUUCUUGGUGCGUGCAUACAGCAGGUUCUUCGACAGCAAUCAUCUGCCUGCGAGGCAGGUCAGACGAAGCUGGCCGGAGAACUGGAAGGGGCGAUAUGUCAUACCCAUGACACUAUUCGGGUCUUUUUGGAGGAGGAAUAUCCGAGGCUGAUGCGUAGGGUUCUGUUGACAGACGCCGUCUUCGAUGAUGUUCGCCGCAGCAACCCCAGGGUCAUGUCGGUGCAGGAUGAUAAGCAGAAGCUCGGGAUCCUUCAGCUUCAAGCCUUCGAAUCGCAACGUUUGCUCUGGGCUUUGAUGGAGAUUCACAACGACUCUACCUCGCCGUAUACUCCUGGAGCAGAGACUGCCCUGGCGUACUUAGAAGACAUGCUUGCAGCAGGUGACGUCAAGUCAGGCACAGAGGCUGUCAGAACUCCCGAGCUUGGGAUGUUAUGA